AUGGUUAUGGCGUUUAAGGGGAUUCUCAAGCUUGGAGGGCUCCAACUAAACCUCGACUUUCACUGCAACGCCGAAGUGCCCAAAAAUCUUUGGGGUCAGUAUGAUUCGAGGACAGACCCGGCUCUGGCUAUCAAUACUGUAGCAUCACUCCUAAACGCACUCAAAGCCGCAGGGAGCGUCCCGCUCGUCAUGGGCUUGAGUUUCCAGCCCCCAUUACCAUCAUGGUCAAAGGACAAGAUGCCCAAAUUCAACAUUGUGACAGAUAUGUUGCAGAGGGUCAAUGAGGUUGGCUACGGCUUCAAAUGGGUAGACGACAAGGUGAGCGAGGCUUGGAACCCUGUGAAACGAGGAGAUGCCUACAAGAAACGAGUGGAAGAGGGUGACAGAUGCAUGGGAUGA
This is a messenger RNA of Clonostachys solani, 399 nucleotides long. The record is from the annotation of a GenBank genome assembly. NCBI's taxonomy places the organism in Eukaryota, Fungi, Ascomycota, Sordariomycetes, Hypocreales, Bionectriaceae.